CCCGCGGAGGAAGGACGGGCUGCAAGAUGGCGGCGCCGGAGGAGCGGCUCGUGUCGGAGGGCGAAGGCGGCGCCCCGGGCUCGGCGCGGCUCUCCCCGGCCCCGCUGCCGGAGGCCGCCGAGCCGCUGGCGCCCAUGGAGCCGCCGCCCCAGAGCAACACACUCAUGGGGCUGCCCAUCGUGGCUAUCGAGAGCAUCCUCAGCUUCCUGUCCUACGAUGAGACGAGCCAGCUGCGCUUGGUUUGUAAGCGAAUGGACUUGGUUUGCCAGAGAAUGUUAAAUCAGGGAUUUCUGAAAGUGGAAAGAUACCACAACUUAUGUCAAAAGCAAGUUAAAGCUCAACUUCCAAGACGGGAGUCAGAAAGGAGAAACCAUUCGUUAGCUCGCCAUGCAGACAUCCUUGCUGCUGUGGAAACAAGACUCUCUCUCCUAAAUAUGACUUUCAUGAAGUAUGUGGAUUCCAAUCUCUGUUGCUUCAUACCUGGAAAGGUAAUAGAUGAAAUUUAUCGAGUGCUAAGAUAUGUAAACUCUACAAGAGCUCCUCAGAGAGCUCAUGAAGUUCUUCAAGAACUAAGGGACAUUUCCUCCAUGGCUAUGGAAUAUUUUGAUGAGAAGAUUGUUCCAAUACUGAAAAGAAAGAUGCCUGGGUCAGAUGUAUCGGGACGUCUAAUAGGAACUGCCCCAGGAACUUUAUUAGAAUCAUCAGUUCCAAGCUCAGAUUCCAGUAUGGUUUUAGUGCUUAGGAGGAGUGAUUCUAAAGAAGCAUGGAAAAUAAAUUCCUUUCUUCUAAAAUUUCCAGGGCCUUCUGCAGCACUGACCACAAUGCAGCUGUUCUCCAAGCAGAGCCCUUCCAGGCAGGAGGUCACCAAGCUGCAGCAGCAGGUGAAAGCCAACGGCACGGGCCUGACGGCGCUGAAGCGGGAGAUCUCGGAGCUGCGCGUCAAGGUGCAGGAGCAGCAGAAGCAGCUCCAGGAUCAAGACCAGAAACUGCUUGAGCAAACCCAGAUCAUUGGGGAACAGAACGCCCGCUUGGCCGAGCUGGAGCGCAAGCUGCGGGAGGUGAUGGAGAGCACAGUAGGGAAUUCUUCAGGUUCCGGCUCAAAUGAACAAUCUCCCAGGAAAAGGAGGAAGGCGGUGGAUUCCACAGACUGUCCUAGGAAAUCUAAACGCCUUCGGAACAGAAAAUAACUGGGGAGGAAAUGGCGCCUUCAGGAGGAUACACUGCUCUAGUAGCCCAAGCAGGCCUGCUUGUGUGGGUACUGUGACCAGCUUCAUGGUGUCACUUAGGCUGCUGGCUCUUCAAAACACCACUUAGACUUGAACAGUGAUUUUCUUUCAUUGACUUUUCCCCUGCUUUCUAUAUGGGUGGGCCUAAUGCACAGAAUCUUUAAGAUUUGCAAUAGCUACAUACUAACCAGACCUGCUCUGUUAUGUUUUGAAGGGUUAACCUUUUUUUUUUUUUUGUGCAGAUGUGUCUUAAAGUAAACUUAUUUGUGUUUAUGCAUAUGUUCACAUGAAAUCUUAAAUAAAUUGACUUAACUGACUAAAUGGUUAAGAGUGAAAACAGAUGUCCUGUUCACUUGAAGGGAAGAUCCGCUUUUAAAACCUUGUUUUUGAGAACUUGACCUUUUUUGUUACAAGUGACCUUGUCUGGAAUGUCUGAAAAGUAGUUAAUACUUUUUGGGGUUCUCUGUAACGAGUAAAACUGACUUCUUAAGCUACAGUAUUGGCUAUAUAUUUUUGUAAACUUCCACGGAAGGGCCUUCUAUCCAGUCUUCACAUGCACACACCCUGGUUCUAGGUCUUGGGAGCCAUAUUCUACAUUUGCAUGGAUAGAUGCAUGUACAGCUUAGUCAGCCUGCCAAAAGCACUUGCCUGAAACUGUUCCAAACUCUGGGAGAGAGCACAGAGACCUGUCAAGCAAUUCCUUUGUUCCUCAGCCAUAAGUCAGUCUCUGCUUUCAGCAGGGUCUGGGGAGGCAGGAGGCUUGAGCCCGGGCUGUGUGGCUGCCACCCGCCCUGCCUGGAGGGCAGGGAUCUAUUGUUAGCCAAAGCUGGAGGAUGGAGAGGCUGCCUGUGCAUCACCCGGGCCAUGGGCCAACACCGAACACCUGCAGACUGUCCCUGGAGUCACCAAGCUCUGGGGACAUCAUUUGAGUGAAAUGCUGUAUUAUGGUCAAACUUAAACUAUUUUGUGUGUCUGUGUUGGGGUUGGGGUGGAAAUUUCUCUGUAACACUGAUGACAAUAUUCUAAGCUUUCCUUAUCCUAAAAGGUAAAUCACUUCAGACAGAGCUUUAAUUUCUUUUGCACUUCUGUUUUGAGCUUGUAACUGGAAAAGCAUGUCUUGCACUGUUCAGUCUCUCUGGUCACUUUAACCACCUCAGAGUUGUGUACAGUGAUUAUUCCCCCUCUGCCAUCUGUAUAUUUUUGGAAUCUUAUACAAAUACCAUUGUCCUUGGUUUUGUUUUAAUGUACUAAACUAUGUAGCUUUAUAAUUUGACUUAUGUUUUCUUUUUUUAACCAGCUGCUGCUUUGUCUUUAGGUGGUUCUGAAUUCCACUUGGUAUGGCACUGAAAAUGCAAAUGCUGCAUUUUGUAGCUGUUCACAAUCUCAAUAUUACUGCUGUGGGUUAAAGUGCAAGUUCAUUUUGUAUGGCUGUCAGCAUAAUCUAGUGGCUGUAUUUAAAGCACCAAACAAAUCAGAAGUUGUCUGGUCAGGUAUUAUAUAAUCAUGGUAAACUGACAUUUUUCCUGAAACUUCAGCUGCAAUUUUUACUUCUAAAACAUAGUAGCUCAUACCAGAAGUAACAUUACAAAUGUCUAAUAUUUGACAGACAUUUAGCUUUCAAAUAAACUUCUCAAGUAGUUUGAGUUCUUUCAAAAAAAAAAAGGCAUUUUUCUUAAUAAUCUAGGAAAUUAUAAAAGGCUGUCUGAGAGCAGACUUAAACUGCUGAAGGAGCACUUGCUUUUACUGGUUUAUACAGCUCAGAAUGUUUUUUACAGGUAAGUCUAUCUUGGAGAUAGAUACCUGCUAUUAAGCUGAAAAAUAUUGGCAUAUACCAUAACUUUUAAAAAACAAUUUUGACUCAAAAGGGUCAGCAUGAUAGCUGGAAUUACCAUGUGAUACAAGUUCACUGAAUGGUUAUUUGUGAUAAAAAAUUCCUGUAAUGGACUAAUUACCAGCUUCUUGUGGUUAAAUGCUUCCAAACAAGUAUGAACUUGUGAAUUUCAUUUACUGAAAGGGUUUAUUCAUACAUUUUGAAUAUUUUUCACUUCAAUUUCUUUAUUAAUUUCUAGAAUAUGCAGACAAUUUCCCCCUCCCCACCAUCUCAGUGUACAAAUUGUUUCAGGUUACUCCAGAGUAGCAUUUCUGGAUGUGUUGGGGAAUCUCUGGCUGCUCGUAAAGGGAGCUGGAAAACAACAGCCAGUUGUUAUGGGAAGUGUUCUCUGGGAACUGUGCCAGCUUGGAACCUUCAGCUCAAGGAAGUAUCAUGUGCUCCAGGACUGCAGGUGCAUCCUGCUCCUCCGUGUGCUGCCAGUGAAAUGGAAUAAGGCCCGUGAAACUUCAGGGGUAGAGGGGAUGGUUACAAGGCAGCUCUGAGAAAUUCCACAAUAAAGGUACACCAGUGUUUUCUAUUUCACAUCCCACAGAGGGAAACAUCAGAUGGCUCUUGGCUGGAGUGUACACCAGACAAAUAUACACGUGUUAAAAAACCAGAAUGAAGUAAUUGUUUGGACAAAAUAGCUGGAGCAUUAAUUUCUGACACCGUAUUGUCCCUUGUUAAAUAAAAAGGAUAAAUUUUGCAAUAUGUGAACAAGCUGAUGAAUCACCUGAAGUAAAUCUCUUUUCACUCUCAAUGCCUGUGCACAUUUAUGUGAGUUGGUGUAUCAGCCUCGAAGUAGUGUUGGUAGUGAUUGGUGAUUGUAUCAUCUGUUAAGGGAGAGCCUUAAAGCAGUGAGACUGAGAUGUAGUUUGCAAAAUUACCUGAGAAAGUGAUUUAUUUGCAUCUACUGUUUUAGUACUUGUGUCAAGGGCUGAAAAUGAAAGAGCUGUCAGGGAAAGCAAUUUUAAGUGUCUUAUAUCUAGUUUCUUAACUUAAAACUACUGAGGCCAGCUUUACUGCUUUUCUAAAAAUAGCACUUGCUUAGAAACUGCUUUUUGUUUCAUAGUAAAGUUGGGGAUUUUUAAAAUCAAUUUGUGUACCUAGUGAACAUGGUGAAAAUAAGAUGAAAAGAUACCAUAGUGGUAUUUUUUGAGGGAAAAGCUGUUUGUGACAAGGUCUUGCUUCCCAAACUGAACAGCUGCUAUGUAACCACAGUGUGUAAGGACCCUCCAGACCUGGGCUAAUGGAUGUGGAAGUGCUGGAGGAAGAAAGAGUACCUGCAGAUUUCACAGAGUAAAGAACAGAUGGAAACAAAUGGAACUUGGUCAGUUCCUGAUACUCAGCAUUGCAUGUUAAUCACCAAAUUCAUUAAUGCUGCAAAGGAUGCCUGCAUGUAACUUCUUAAUGUAAAAGGUAAGAGAGAAUUGAACAGAAACUUGGCUGCUCUUACUCAGAUCUUCUAACAGUGAAUUGUAGGGAACACUAGGGUUGCCAAAGGAAUUUUCAACAUCAAGAGCCUCUUGAAAAUAGGAUGAUGUAGGAUAUAGUGGAAUGUGUGUCAGCACAGGAGAGGAUGUUCUGAUUCCUUGGUGUUCCUGAUGCUUUUAAGAGGGUAAUUAGCAAAUUUCAGUGAUUGUAACUUCAUGAAUUAGUAAAUUCAGUUUGGACUGUUUUACAGCAACAUGUCUGCUAGUUGUGAACUAUUCUGUUCAACUCAAGUUGCAUUUCUGUGCUGCUUUGCACUGUACCUGGGCCAGCUUGCUUGUCCAUGUGCUCUCCACUCUGCAGUUCUCCUGCCUGGAUCUCACCUUCCCCAUUCCAAGGAUGCAGUCCUGGCUUUGGUUCACAUGUAAGUGAACAUUCCAGGAUUCUUGUUCAAGCUUUGUGCCAGCUGAAGACACAGAAGGUACUGGAUCUCACUGUCUC
Passer domesticus (house sparrow) is the source of this 5028-nucleotide messenger RNA. RefSeq names its product F-box protein 28 (gene FBXO28). Gene Ontology annotation, biological process: protein polyubiquitination. The record is from RefSeq and is a predicted model, not a curated record. Bases 27 to 1187 code for a protein of 386 amino acids. Lineage: Eukaryota; Metazoa; Chordata; Aves; Passeriformes; Passeridae. The transcript is spliced from 6 exons. Gene Ontology annotation, molecular function: protein binding.